GGUGCUAUAUGUGCCAUUAAGUACAAAAUAAAAUCAUGUUAUUAGCUGACUGAGAGUUAAUUACAUUCGUUAGGAUAUAAUUUUUUCCAGUCUUGGAAACACAAGCCUUCUAGACAGUGAAGUCAGAUGAAAUCAGAGGUGACAUAUAAUCUUACGAUGCCUUUGUAAAGCUGACAAGUUUCUUAGUAAGGCGUACAUCGUAAAUGACUUUCAAUGGUUGUAAUGAACGUCUCUUAUCACAGCGUUUGAAGUGUGAAGAAAGCCCACUUUUGGAAAGUGGGCUAGGAAGGAAUGGCGGAGUUCUGGCUGAUUGCAGUUCCUCUGGACAAAGUCAGUUCACAGUCUUUGGAAAAGCUUAAAAGGGCCACAGUCAAAGCUAGCCUGGGAAGUUACUUCAGAUUUCACAUCCCAGAGCUGAAGGUAGGCACGCUGGAUGUAUUGCUUAGCGUGUCUGAUGACCUCUCCAGACUGGACUCCUACACAGAAGAUGUAAUGCGGAAAACGUCUCAGUGUAUAGCAGAGCUCAUGGAACAAUCCGGUGACAAGUUCAAGGAGAACGUCCUGACUAAUGGAGAGCAAAAGGCACAUCGCAAACUUCCACAGUCGCCAGUGAAAAUGUAUUUCCAAGCCUUGCGAGUGGAUCUGACUGCAUAUAUGACAAAGUUCCAGUGGGACAGAGCCAAGUAUCCCACUGCGCUGGCACUUAAACCUCUCACUGAUCUUAUCUUCAAGCAAGUGGCCCAGGUCGAGACGGAGAUGAAGUCUCGUAAUGCUGCUUACAGUGACGUGAAACUCAGCCUGCGAUCGCUUGAGGAAAAAAAGGAGGGAAGUCUGCAAACCAGAUCUUUGACUGGCAUUGUGAAAAAGGAGGACCUGGUUCUCAACUCUGAAUAUCUCACCACUUUACUAGUUGUGGUGCCCAGGACGUGCAUUAGGCAGUGGGAAAACACCUAUGAAUCUAUGUCAGAGUUUGUGGUUCCUCGCUCUAGCAGGAAAUUGCUGGAGGAAGAUGAUGCUGGGAUUUUCACUGUGACACUAUUCAAAAAUGCUGUCAGCGAAUUCAAAGCCAAUGCCAAAAAGCACAAAUUUGCAGUGCGGGACUUCAGCUUAGAGGAAGUAGAGAGGCAACAACAGGAGAUGAGCCGCCUCAGUGGUGAUAAGAAAGAACAGUAUGGAAUAUUUGUGCGCUGGCUGAAAGUGAAUUUUAAUGAAGUAUUUGUGGCCUGGAUCCACAUUAAGGCCCUCAGAGUGUUUGUUGAGUCAGUCCUCAGGUAUGGCCUGCCAGUCAGUUUCCAGACUCUCCUGCUGCAGCCACAGAAGAAGCAGGUAAAACGGCUACGAGAGGAGCUCAACUCCGUAUUCACACACCUGGACCCCAUAACUGUGACUGGAAAACAGGAAGUGGGACUUGACAUUGCAGAGGUUAACCUAGGACAGCAGGAAUACUACUCCUACAUCUAUUACCCAAUCAGCAUUAACUUAGUGGACUCCAGCUAGCAGACACAGACUAAACAAAAAAUAGACUCAUACAUCAUACCCAUGUGACCCAGACAAGGAUCUCAAAACGGCUAAAGAGACUAACAAAGACAAAUGUAAUUGAAGAAUGUAAACAUCAAUGUAACACACACACACAAGGUCUGAUUUAUUCACACGCUUGAAUACACACCUCCCCACCAUGUAGUCAAGCGAAAAGUGGGUAUAAAAAGGGUAUAAUGAUGUAUUGUAUUGUUUAACGAUGUACAUAAGUGUAAAUAAUCUCAAAACGACUAUGCAGCAUUUAGAAAAGCAUUGUACACCAGUAUAUUUAAUCAUGUUAUAUUUAUGUUAAUGCCAUUUCAUUACUUUCCUUCUGUUUUGUAAUUCUUUUUGUUUUUUUCUUCUAAAUGAAAGGAAAGCUAGUCUAAGAAGGGCAGCUCCUGGACCUCAGGGUCUAAACAUAAGUGAGCCAGGUCUUAUAGUAAUAAUAAUAAUAAUAAUAAUAAUAAUAAUAAUAAUAAU
Molecule: messenger RNA, 1998 nt
Organism: Hemibagrus wyckioides
Lineage: Eukaryota; Metazoa; Chordata; Actinopteri; Siluriformes; Bagridae
Gene: atp6v1c2
Product: ATPase H+ transporting V1 subunit C2
Exons: 13
Coding region: 292-1497 (401 amino acids)
Biological process (GO): proton transmembrane transport
Cellular component (GO): lysosomal membrane; vacuolar proton-transporting V-type ATPase, V1 domain
Molecular function (GO): proton-transporting ATPase activity, rotational mechanism
Source: RefSeq, a predicted model, not a curated record